AAAUAAGAACACGUCCUUACUUCAAUAUACAAUUUUGUCUUCACGCGUAGCUAAGUGAAGAAAAAAGUUAUGGUUUAAGCAUUCUGUUAUAACAUUUUUUGAUAUCGGUAUUGCGAUAAAUUGUGCUUCAUAAAAACAAGUAUUGACUCAUUAAUUAAAUUUAGUGCAAACUAUUUAACAAAGCAAAACUAUUUUUAAUAAUAUACCGAAGAUCUUAAUCAUGGGUUUGGCUUUGUCUAGCGUUUUAGCAAGACUUUUCGGCAAACAAGAAAUGCGCAUUCUAAUGGUUGGUUUGGAUGCUGCUGGAAAGACGACAAUCUUGUACAAAUUGAAGCUUGGUGAGAUUGUUACGACGAUUCCAACCAUCGGAUUUAAUGUCGAAACCGUGGAGUACAAGAAUAUUUGUUUUACGGUUUGGGAUGUAGGUGGGCAGGAUAAGAUUCGUCCGCUAUGGCGGCACUAUUUCCAAAAUACCCAAGGUCUUAUAUUUGUUGUCGAUUCCAACGAUCGUGAUCGUAUUGACGAAGCCAGGAAGGAAUUAGAAAACAUGCUUGAAGAAGACGAGCUUCGAGAUGCAGUUCUCUUAGUUUUUGGUAAUAAACAGGAUUUACCUAAUGCUAUGAGCGCUGCGGAGUUAACUGAAAAAUUGCAUCUAAAUAAAUUACGAAAUAGACGCUGGUAUAUACAAGCCACUUGUGCAACUCAGGGACACGGACUUUACGAAGGUUUAGACUUGUUGUCUGCUGAGCUGGCUAAGAAGUGAUAGAUUUUUAAUAUAGUUUAUUCUUUUUAUUUUCAUUGGUAUAAGAUUUUGGUACAUCUUUCAAAUAUACUUCGGACAUAUAUGUAUGUGAAUAAUACUGCAAUUAAUAUUAUAUAAUGAAAAUA
Molecule: messenger RNA, 888 nt
Organism: Glossina fuscipes
Lineage: Eukaryota; Metazoa; Arthropoda; Insecta; Diptera; Glossinidae
Gene: Arf102F
Product: ADP-ribosylation factor 2
Exons: 3
Coding region: 221-763 (180 amino acids)
Biological process (GO): vesicle-mediated transport; intracellular protein transport
Cellular component (GO): plasma membrane; cytoplasm
Molecular function (GO): GTP binding; GTPase activity
Source: RefSeq, a predicted model, not a curated record